GUCUCUAUAUAUGUGAAAGAGAAAGAGAGAAAGCUAGAUAGAGAUCGAACACCGAGCUUAUAUACUCUCUCUCAGUUUGCUCCCGUUCUUCUCGCGAAAUUCUCUCCUUUCUAUUCACUUUGAACCAACCAUCACUAAAAUAUCAUUCGUAUCUCAUCCUACAUUGAAAUAAUGUAUUUUUGAUUAUAUCAUUGUUAAGAGUUUGAUAAACGCGAGAUAAAAACAUUGUUCGCGAAUAUAGUUCUAUCGAUUUAAAAAAAAAAAAAACAAAAAAAAUAGAAAUAAAAAAGAAAGAUACAUCAUCGUCAUUAUCAUCAUUCAAUCGUUUUCAGACUGGUGGUCUGAAUUUGUUGUGGAAUGAUUGACAAGAAGAGGAUUAGGAUCAUAGAUUUUUAACAUCUAACAUCGUUUAAAUCAAUCUAAGGAUUUGCUUAUUCGACUAAUCGCAUAAGAUUGACGACAUUGUCUAAUUACUUCAAAUUACAGGAAUAACACGAGGAUUCGAUAUGCGACUCAAGGAGACCAUCGUCACGCUACCUUUGCAUCCUGGAGGACUGAACAAUAAUCAGCUUCAUAGAAACAACGAGAAUCAAGCAACCACAGAGGAAGUUAACAACCAAAACGAAACAUCAACCUCAACCGAUUUUGGAUUGGAAGAAACUGUUGAAUUUCACGUUGCCGAGGAUACUACCAUAUGGUCAUCUCUUGCUAUUGCACGUGAUGAUAUUCAAUUAAUAACAACGAACAACGGACGAAACAAUAUUAAUAAUAAUUUAACUACUUCAAGAAUACGUCGUAACAGUUCAAUCGAUAGUCUUGCUGAUUACGAAGGACGUAAUUCAUCUUCACGUGAGGAUUCAUCGUCCCACGAGUUAACACCUUCCGAGUGGUCGGAUCUUUCUGAGGAAGGAAACCUACCGUCAUCCGGUUGUUGCGGUAUAGUUAAUACAAAUUAUCCAGGAUUUCAACAUCUAGCACCUUCUUUAUUAUCGGACACUGAUCUUACCGAAGACGAACACGACAGUUGUCCUGAUUAUAUUCGUUUGAACGAUAUCGACGCUAGAUCAAGCGAAAACGGUAACGAAUAUAACAAUAAUAUCGACGAGAGUAUUAAUCAUCUUUGUGGACAAAGAAACGAUCAUAAAACUUUCUACGAAAAACCUAAAUUUAAUAUACAGACGGUUACUUCUCUGUACGAGUCAGUGGUGCCACCCUCAGAAAAGUGUAUAAACUACGUUAAAAGCGUUGAGGUUUCGAGAUCGGAAGAGAAGACUCUUUCACCGGAGCCAGAGAUCAUCGAGACUGACAAUUUCUUGACAUUAGAAUCUGAAGAUACGUUCAAUCAUCAUCAUCAUCAUCAUCAUCAUCUCCACCAUCAUCAUCAUAUCACAGAAGAAAUACUUCAAACUGAACACGAGGGACAAGAAUUGAACGUUGAACUGGAAGUAUUAAAAUUGUCCAUUGGUAAAAAGGAGACGUUGCAAUUUCCAGAGAUCGAGGAGAUCUUAGAUUCGGGAAAAACCAGCGAAAUAGGCGAGACGGAGGAUAGCGUGGUGGAGCAGCAGCAGCACAUCGACCUCAUACGCGAGGCAAAGGAAUUGCCUCGCAACGAACGCACCAAAAUAGGCAACCAAGCAACAACGACUACGACAACACCAUCACCAACACCAACACCACCAUUACCAAUACCAACAGUAACAGAAACAACAUUAUUAUCAAACGUUUCACCAGUUGACUCGGAAACAACCAAUACCGAUACCGAUAAUUACACGGAAGAACAAUCAACAUACACGAAACUUGAAGAAAUCGAUCUUCUAUCGAGUAUCGGCCGAGAUAUCGGUGUCGAUCUCGAAAAAUACGUACAAUCGGUACCGGACGUAAUAGCCAUGGAGGCCGUUGACACCGUGCGUUGUUCAUCGCGUGGUUCAUCCCGCGGUUCAUCGCGUUCCGCAUCCGGGAAUCGCAACAUGCGCAAGGAUCCACAUUCAGAAGACACCAAUAAGUUACUUGAUCGUGAUCUUUCCGAUACGUCCAGUGCCGAUUCUAGAAAGAAAGAAAAAACGGUAAGGAAUCAAACGAAAAGAAGACAACAACAGCAACAACAGCAACCAGUUCGUUCAUCAAAUUCAAGAAGGCCCGAUAAGAGAAGAGCCGAUACCGAGAACGGCCCAGGUGGAUUUGACGUGUUCAAUAUUGAGACGGCAAUGCCAAAAAUUGACCUGGAUGCUAUCGAAUCACAUUUAAGAGCAGCUGAAGAAGAACGACGGGAAGAUGACAACGAAACAACAACCAAAACACCUGUUCUUCUGGUACCGGAAGUGACGAUUCGUGAGAAACCAAAAGAAGAAGAAAAAGAUCCCGAGAGGGAAGAUUUGAUCGCAAGAUUCGAUAGAUUGAUACGAGGUGAUCCAGAUGAAACGUUACAGCGAAGAACUGACCGUGAGGAGAUUAGAAGAAGAUUAGCAAUGGGUCCGGACGCUGAAGACAUGCGCGCUGAACGAGGAAGAAAGCCAAGCCUUCAGUCACGUCUACAAAGUGGUAUGAAUCUUCAAAUUUGCUUCAUGAACGAAACACCGUCAGAUACUGAAUCAUCAUGCUCAGAAAGCGACGCCUUGCCGGGAUCAACACCAAUGUCCCGUGGAUCGAAACAACAAACAAAACAACAAGCACCCUCGAGACCACAAGUACUAAGCCUACCACCAUUGAGACUCGACUCUGGUACAAAUUCAGCCCCGGUUGAUGAAGCAGAUUUCUUUGCACGCCAAGCGAAACUUCAAACAGAAGCACGCAUGGCACUUGCACAAGCCAAAGAAAUGGCACAUAUGCAAAUGGAAGUUGAAAGGCAAAGGCUCAAACAAAGUCCAAUCACGGAAAUGGUUAGAUCCAGUUUGGAAAAAGUUGGCGUACAACUAGGUGAAGAUAGGCGACGUUUAUCACGAGUUUUACUUACGGAAUUAAACGUUGCACAGUUACAAGUAAUAGCUAAUGACUUACAUGCGAGAAUUGCUGCUUUGAACGAGGCUUUAGUUGAAGGACUCUUGAGUAGGGACGAUCUACAUAUGGAACAGGAUUCAAUGCUAGUCGAUGUUGAAGAUCUUACCCGAUACUUAGGUGCCAAGCAAGAAUCAAUGAAAAAGAAACAACAACAACAACAACAAACGGUUACCGCUAAUCGUAAUAAUCAACAACAACAACAACAACAGCAACAGCAACAAACUACGAUCAAUCAAUUAAAAAACACUAUAAAACCAAAACUGACGCACCGUAGUUUAGUUGCACUCGUUAGAAAAUAAUCUUUUGCCACGAGACUGCGUAGUCUCGUCGGAAAUUAAAAAUACGAGCGGAGAAAUUCAUUCAUCAGAGAGACGAAGAAAAAGAAAAAGAAAAAGAAAAAGAAGAAGAAGAAGAAGAAGAAGAAGAAGACUAA
This is a messenger RNA of Polistes dominula (European paper wasp), 3427 nucleotides long. RefSeq names its product Schwannomin interacting protein 1 (gene Schip1). The record is from RefSeq and is a predicted model, not a curated record. NCBI's taxonomy places the organism in Eukaryota, Metazoa, Arthropoda, Insecta, Hymenoptera, Vespidae. Gene Ontology annotation, biological process: positive regulation of hippo signaling. Gene Ontology annotation, cellular component: plasma membrane; cell junction.